AUGAUCCCGGGAUCCGCGGUGUACCACGUCGUGGAGGCCAUGGCGCCGCUGUACACGGCGGCGGUGCUGGGCUACGCGUCGGUGCGGUGGCUCAAGGCCUUCUCCGACGAGCAGUGCGCGGGGAUCAACCACUUCGUGGCGCUCUACGCCGUCCCCGUGCUCAUCUUCCACAUGGUCUCCACCAACGACCCCUACCACAUGAACCAGCGCCUCAUCGCCGCCGACACGCUGCAGAAGGCCGUCAUGCUGCUGGCGCUCACGGCCUGGGCCUUCUGGUCCCACUUCCGCGCCGCCCGGCGCCGCCGCGACGGCGGGAAGCAGGAAGCGUCUUCCUCGUCGUCGCCGAUCAAGUGGGUGGUGACCAACUUCUCGGUGGCGUCGCUGCCCAACACCAUCAUCAUGGGCGUGCCGCUCCUGGACGGCAUGUACGGGUCCGUGUCGGGCGGGCUCAUGAAGCAGAUCGUCGUCAUGCAGUUCUGCAUCUGGUACAACGUCGUCAUCUUCCUCUACGAGUUCAUGGCGGCGCGGGACGGCACCGCCAAGAUCAGCCCCGCCGUUCCGGCGGAAACGGCGGACGAGAAUCACGACCGUAGUAUGGUCGACGAAAGCGGCGGAAGCAGUAUUCAUCGUCAUGCCGCCGACCGUAGUAGCCAUCACCAGGUGGUCGUCAACAUUGAGAUCACGGAGGUGGCGGCGGCGGCGGCGGUUGCGUCGACGACCACGGCACCAGUCGACGGCGCGGCGGCCGCGAAGGAGCUGGGCGCAGAGGACGAUGGAGAUGCUAACAAGGUGGCCGUGGAUCUCCCGCCGCCAACGCCGGUCCAGCCGCAGGUGCCGUCGGUGAUGCACGUCGUGUGGAUGGCCACGAAGAAGCUUCUCCAGAUUCCGAAUACCUAUGCCAGCUUCCUUGGCCUCAUCUGGUCUCUCAUGGCCUUCAAGAUUGGAUUCUCGAUGCCAAAAAUUGUUGGCGACUCUCUGUUCAUCAUCUACACAACCGCAGUUGGGCUGAGCAUGUUCGCUUCAGGGACGUUCAUCGCGCGGCAGUCGCGGUUCGUGCCAUGCGGGUACACCAUCGCCUCGCUCUCCAUGCUCCUCAAGUUCCUGAUUGGCCCGGUCAUCAUGCUGCUCGCCUCGCUGGCCGUAGGAAUGCACGGCACCCUUCUGCACAUUGCUGUCGUACAGGCGGCUCUCCCACUGGCCGUGACCUCAUUCGUGUAUGCGGAGGAGUACAAGGUCCACGCCGACAUCAUGAGCACUGGGGUUAUUCUCGGGAUAUUUAUCUCGCUGCCCGUCACAAUUGUGUACUACAUACUGUUGGGCCUUUGA
Molecule: messenger RNA, 1326 nt
Organism: Miscanthus lutarioriparius
Lineage: Eukaryota; Viridiplantae; Streptophyta; Magnoliopsida; Poales; Poaceae
Source: the annotation of a GenBank genome assembly